This is a messenger RNA of Melampsora larici-populina 98AG31, 711 nucleotides long. RefSeq lists its product as uncharacterized. The transcript is spliced from 9 exons. The record is from RefSeq and is a predicted model, not a curated record. NCBI's taxonomy places the organism in Eukaryota, Fungi, Basidiomycota, Pucciniomycetes, Pucciniales, Melampsoraceae. The coding region runs from base 1 to 711 and encodes 236 amino acids.
AUGCAAUCCUUAAGCCUCCUCUCAGUCAUUUUAUUGCUACCCGCCUUUUUGGUGGCAUCCUCAGGCGAACGUCACACUCAAUGUUAUAACUAUUUCCUCAACAAAGAUCAAUGUGUUUACGGCUCUCAAUGUGACCCAUGUCCCGCAGGUCAACCUAUUCCUAAAAAGACAUGUGAGAGCGGCGGACAGUUCCAACACCCUACGGCCGUCAGCCCAACAGAUCAGAUGUCCUACUCGAUACCCGCCAAACACGCGCGCGUCCGCCGAUAUGAUACCACGACUCCAUCGUCUUUCGUCGCCGGAGGUAAUGGAAAUUGCGGUUUUUACAACACUACUAGUGACUUAGGUGAAGCUCAUGCCGGUUAUGUAAAACCCAAUUUAGGCGUGUGCAUUUGGUCCGGCAGUGACACGACUGGAAACAGCACAACCGAUAACGGAUGGUUGAACCAAGCCACCUCUGACAACUGCAACAAACAAAUCUAUAUCCAACGCCAAGGCCAACCCGACACCGUUAAGUUUGUUCCCGUCAUCGACUCCUGCAACUUCAACACCGUGGAUCCUGCGCUCGGCUGCUUCCAGGUCUUCGUGACCAGAGCUUUGUACGACUCAUUCAACCCCACCCAAGAGGAGUUGAACUCAGGAGCGUUGAACAACAUCACUUGGGACUUCAACAUCGGAUCAGCUGAAGACCGUCAGCCCGGUCCCAUCUAA